Messenger RNA from Enterobius vermicularis (human pinworm), 1308 nucleotides. The record is from the annotation of a GenBank genome assembly. Lineage: Eukaryota; Metazoa; Nematoda; Chromadorea; Rhabditida; Oxyuridae.
AUGGACUGUUUUGUUGGUGCAUCUACUGGCGCUUUGAAAGGGGUUUCUUUCAAAGAUGGCCACUUUUAUAAUAUAAAUAUUAUUCAUAAUUUGAAACCCGAGUGUGAUGGGAUUACUAGUAUGUGCUGGACUUCGGAAGACCAAACUGAGCUUUUAACGGUGCAGCUCAAUCGACAGUUAAAGUUAUAUGAUGCAAAGAAUGAUUUACUGUCACCACUAUUUGAAGUCAGUGGAGGAAGUGGUAGUGUUAGAGGCAUUUAUAUGAUGAAAAAUAAGACUGUCGUAUCUGCUACUGAAUCAGGAAGUUUAUGCCUUUGGGAUCAGAAAGGGAAGGCAUUGACGGAACUAGAUGCAGGUAAAAAUCUGUUAGUAAUGAUACCAGACAGCAAUGACGAAAAUAGAUGUGCAACUGGUGGAAAAGAAAAUCCGUUGAAAAUUUGGGAUUUGGAGAAGGGGAUGAAAACAUUUACUGCUAAAAAUGUACGCCCAGACAGCCUUCAGUUGAGGGUUCCAAUUUGUGAUAAUGAUAUUAGAUUUUUAUCUGAUGCACGCAGUAUUGUUACCGCGACAGGGACCUGUCAGUUUCGGCUUUAUGACCCGCGAGCUCAAAGGAGACCUGUAAAAGAAAUGAAAUGGCUUGAAGAGCCAGUGACUGCAUUAUCGCUCUGCUCUUCUCCGAAUCUGUUUCUUGCAGGAAAUACGCGUGGUGAUAUGGGACUAUUUGAUAUUAGAAAUAAAAUGAGUAUGGUGUGUAAAUAUAAGGGCUUCGCUGGGUCUAUCAGGGGGAUAGCUGCACAUUCACAAUCGCCCUACGUAGCUUCUUGUUCUAUUGAUCGGUUUGUACGUCUACACGAUUUGAAUACGAAGCAACUAUUAAAGAAGGUUUAUUGUAAAGUUAAAUUGAACCGUAUAUUGUUGAACGACGACUUUUCGCUAUCGGACAAUAACGCUGUCAAUAAAAAAGAGCUGAUUGAUUACGAAAACAGCUGGAAGGAACUUGAAGCAAGUUUUGCUUUUCUUUUGGAAUUGGGAGAUGAAGGCAGUUCUGGCGGUUCUGCUAGCGAGGAGGAUGAAGCGUUGUGGAAUGACAUGAAAGGAGUCAGAGAUAGUGAGAAGAGAAAACAUGAACCAGCUACAACUGAGUAUGGUGAAGAUACUGCACUUAAGAAGCCAAAAAUUGAAGAAAUGAAGCGACGUCACACCCCAGAUGUAGCCGAAAGUGUGGUUCAAGUGAAAAAAAGACGAAUUAAACGGUUAAAGAGGAAAUGGAAAGAACCGUCGCAAGAAAAUGUUGUUAUUGUAAAUUAG